This is a messenger RNA of Klebsormidium nitens, 2271 nucleotides long. The record is from the annotation of a GenBank genome assembly. NCBI's taxonomy places the organism in Eukaryota, Viridiplantae, Streptophyta, Klebsormidiophyceae, Klebsormidiales, Klebsormidiaceae.
AUGAAGUUCAGGACUGCCGACAAUAUAGCGCAAAAGUCGAAGCCUGCAACCCCCACCUUCGACUUGAACCCAAAGGUGGAUAGCGACGCCUUCUGGGACGGCUCAGAUGACGGAGACGGCGAUCGGGAAGCCCUGCUGACGUCAUUAGAGACGGGGGCGGGUUUGGUGAUGUCAGCGGACCCUGAACCUGACGUCGCGGCCUACCCUGCUUACCCCCCCCGGACGGAGGCAUUCGCAGAGCUGCGGCGGCUGCUCCGGAUGGCCCUGCCGCUACUUGGUGUGAAUGCACUCUACAGCUCCCAAGGGAUUAUCUCCAUGGCUUUCUUGGGGCAUCUGGGGAGAAAAGAGCUGGCCGGGGGCGCACUCGCCAUCUCGCUUGGCAACAUUUGCGGAGACAGUAUCGUGAUCGGCAUGGGGAUCGGCCUCGAUCCAAUCAUGGGCCAGGCAUUCGGCGCGAAGCAGUACCACAUUGUCGGCCACGCGUUGCAGCGGGGCUGGGCGGUUCUUCUCACGCUUUCGCUGCCCAUCCUAGUUCUCUGGCUCAACACCGAAUGGAUCCUCACGAGCAUUGGCCAGCAUAAAGAUAUCGCCCACCAAGCGGGGAUGUACAUUCGGUACCUGAUUCCGGGGCUGCUCGUCCUCUGCCUGCGUUUCCCGCUGCGGUUGUUCAUGAAGGCGCAGGGCUCGACCUUUCCGGUCUUCAUCUGCCAGCUCAUUCCGUUCCUGUUCUUCAUUCCGCUCUGCUUGCUGUUCGUCUUCGUGUUCCGCUGGGGCGCCUUCGGAAUCCCUCUGGCGCAAUUCGUCAUGAGCCUCUGCACUCUCGUCAUGAUGGCGACUUAUAUCUGCCUUUCCGGCCUAUAUAAGAAGACGUGGGACGGAUUUAGCUUCAAGAUCGCGUUUAGCAACUGGGGACCGUUUCUGAGGCUUGGCUUCCCAUCGAUGCUGUCGCUCUGCCUCGAGUGGUGGUCCUUCGAAAUUCUCAUGCUGGCGGCGGGGCUCCUUCCGAACCCGGAGCUCGCCGUUUCCGCUAUGGCCGUCUGCUUCAACAUCAGCAGCGUCUGCUUCAUGGUCCCCGUCUCCCUGAUGAACGCCGUCGCGACACGUGUCAGCAACGAGCUGGGCGCCGCGCGCCCCGCGGCCGCGCGCCUCGCGGCCCACGUGGCCAUGGCGUGCGCGGUGUGCGCGAGCGUCGUCUUCACUUCCGGGUUGAUCGGGUUAAGGAACAAAGUCCCCUUGUUGUUCUCCACCGACCCGGGUUUCGUCACGCUGAUAGCCGGGUUAGUCCCGUAUUUCGCGGUUAGCCAGUUUUUGGACAUGCUCCAGGGGCCGCUGGGCGGAGUUAUGCGCGGGGUUGCGCGCCCGGGGGUUACGGCGACCAUAAACAUGAUUGCAUACUAUGGAGUAGGCCUGCCGUCUGCGCUUUUGUUCGCCUUUUACUUCCGCGCGGGGCUCAAGGGGAUGUGGAUGGGCCAGGGCGCCGCGCAAGCCUUCCAAACCCUCCUGGUUUUGAUCUUCGUUUUGCGGACAGACUGGGUUAAGGAGACAAAACGCGCUCGAGACACCGUUGCGGAGAGUAGCAAAGUCGUGGUGGUGAAAGAGAAGGGGUUCGACGUCGACGAGGAGAAGGGGUUGCUUGGCCAGGAAAAGAAAUAACGACGUCGAGAGUCGAAAGUCACGACGAAAGCAUGGGGCUUUGUCUGCACUCGGGACGCUCGGUUCGUCGCGAAGUCUGUCGGUCUUUGGUUUUGUGGACGAAGCUACCGGUCUUGAAAGAAGGUGAACAGUUUCUGAAACGUCCAAAAGUAGCCCUUGGUUAGGUCGAGGUGAUGCAAACAAAGCGAGACGCUUCCAGUCAUGCGGCUGGAAGUCGGACAAUAGAUGGUUGCACCUUCGACGUCGCUAGCUCGUCCGACCGGGCGAGACGUAAAACGAGAUUGGCCAAAAGAUGUUUGUACCUUAGGUUCAGCGAAAUAGAGAAGUCCAACAUCGAAGUGACAGCGAAGAUAGUCAUGGAACCCAUCUUCCAUGCCAUUGAUAUAGCACGCGCCGCCGCAGUCAGCCUGGUUUCGUCUUCUAGGAUUGCGAAGGACUGUCGUUACAAGAGCCCUAGUCAGAAGAGAUUGAAAGCAUCAUGAGACGAGACGAUUACUGGAGAAUUGUCCGGAAGAAUAGACAGAUAUUAAUAGCUGCUCAAAGGGACUGCAGCCAUGCUCUUCGCGCUGAUCAUGAAACAGAAGCUAUAAGUCCAUGCAGAAAUCAAGAAUAGCUCAG